CGCCAUCUAGCGGCUGUCUGCGGAUCUCACGCAGCAGCCGGAAGUUGCUCGUGUGCCGGUGACACGUCACGGAGGUCAAACGGGAGGAAAGAUGGCGAGCACCUACGAGAGUUUCAACUUGCGAACCACACCAGAGAAGUUCUACAUAGAGGCUCUAGAUGACGGGUCUGAGGAUGUCCUGUCUGUCGACAGGGUGUCCACCGAGACGACACUCACAGUGAGGAGGGACAUCCCUGCGGUGGCUGAGACCAGGCCCAUAUGCGGACUCAUGGGGACGAUCCGCCUGGUGGCAGGCAUGUACCUGGUUGUCAUCACAAAGAAGAAAAAGGUGGGGGACCUGCUGGGCCAUGCGGUGUGGAAGGCCGUGGACUUCGACAUCAUCUCCUACAAGAGGACGAUCCUGCACCUGACGGACAACCAGAUGCAGGACAACAAGGCUUUCCUGUCCAUGAUCAACAACGUGCUUCACACGGACGGCUUCUACUUUGCAACGGACUACGACCUGACCCACACCCUGCAGCGCUUGGCCAACACCAGCCCCGAGUUUCAGGAGAUGAGCCUCCUGGAGAGGGCAGAUCAGCGUUUUGUCUGGAACGGCCACCUGUUGAGAGAAUUCAUCACACAGCCAGAGUUACACAAGUUUGUGUUUCCUGUUGUCCACGGCUUCAUCACCAUGAAGUCGGGCUGCAUCAGCGGAAAGGUCUUUGAUUGGAUUAUUAUCUCCAGGAGGAGCUGCUUCAGAGCGGGAGUCCGCUACUAUGUCCGAGGCAUCGACUCCGAAGGCCAUCCUGCUAACUAUGUGGAAACGGAGCAGAUCGUGCAGUACAACAGCGCCAAGGCUUCGUUUGUUCAGACGAGAGGCUCCAUCCCCUUCUACUGGUCCCAGCGGCCCAACCUCAAGUACAAGCCCAAACCACAGAUCAGCAAAACAGUGAACCACUUGGACGGAUUCCAGAGACACUUUGACUCUCAGAUUAUUCUCUACGGAAGACAAGUCAUUUUGAACUUGAUCAACCAAAAGGGCUCAGAACAGCCACUGGAGCUGGCCUUCGACAAGAUGGUGACCGGCCUGGGUAACGGCAUGAUCAAGUACAUAGCCUUCGACUUCCACAAGGAGUGCAGCCGGAUGAGGUGGCACCGCCUGCAGAUCUUAGUGGACAUGGUCGCUGAGAUGCAGGACGAAUUUGGAUAUUUCCUGGUGGACGCAGACGGGAAGGUGAUGUUGACCCAGGAGGGGACGUUUCGGAGCAACUGCAUGGACUGUCUGGACCGCACCAACGUCAUCCAGAGCAUGCUGGCCCAACGCUCGCUGCAGUUACAGCUCCGGAGAAUGGGAGUCCUCCACGUGGGCCAGCAGAUUGAGGAGCAGGCAGACUUUGGCAAGAUGUUCAAGAACGCCUGGGCGGACAACGCCGACGCCUGUGCCAAGCAGUAUGCCGGUACCGGUGCCCUGAAGACCGACUUCACCAGGACAGGGAAGAGGACCCAGUGGGGGCUGCUGAUGGACGGCUGGAACUCCAUGAUCCGAUAUUACAAGAACAAUUUCUCCGACGGUUUUAGACAGGACUCCAUCGAUCUGUUCCUGGGGAACUAUGCUGUGGAUGAAGCGGAUUGGGCCAACCCGCUGCGUGACCCCAAAGAUUGGAAGUUCCUGACGUUGCCCAUCGUCAUGGUGGUGGCAUUCUCCAUGUGCAUCAUCUCCCUGCUGAUGGCUGGCGAGACGUGGACUGAGACGCUGGCCUACGUUCUGUUCUGGGGAACAGCCAGCGUGGUGACGGGCGGCCUCAUCCUCUUCAACGGACUGGACUUCGUCGACGCCCCCAAGCUGGUCCAGAAGGAGAAGCUGGACUGAAUGUGUGCGUGUGGAAAGCAGCUUGGCCCUGGCGACCUCACCGCCUCAUCCUCUGGCUCUUCGUCACUUUACCCCCAGCAUCAGCACCCGCAGGCCUGGAGCCUUUACUAACGGAUGGGGGAAGGGGUGGGGGGUGGGGGGGAGGAUGGCGGUGGGAAACGGGGGGCCGGGCCUCGUGCACGACAACGGCAGGAAAGCCGGGGACUGGGAGUGCACGGGGCCGGCUGCUGUCCACACUGCAGCUACUGUCACGUGGACAGGACUGUCUGUCCGCAGCUUUAUGGACACUGAACCUCUGGAGGUGGUUCUUACUGGAUGUGAUUGUUUCCAUGAUUUCAGAGGAAUGCGGUGGGACCAAUAUGUAAAUGUCCGUCCCACUGAAUUCCCUCUAUGGGUGUAUCGGGAUCAGGUCAUUUGCCUUUUUGUCUUUAUUAUUGCCAAUUUAUGUUCAUCCAUGCACAGUUGCUCUGGCCCAGGUUAGACAGGUUGAUGAGCCUCUCCUCCCCAAAGGCCUUCUUUGACCCACUUCAGUGACACAGCCAGUGUUUAAACGGAAGUCCUCAGUAUCUCAAAUGCCCGUUGGCGAUUUGUUGAAAUGCUGCACUUUCACUUCAUAUAGUCGUGAAAUCCGACAGGUUUGCUGUAUAUUUACUGCCAAAGUGGCGGUACGAGAUGAGAUCGCCGUGGAACUUUAGACUUCGCCACGAAAAGUUAUUUUUUUUGCACAGAAACGAGUAUUUUCACGUGCUCUCCAUCUACUUUUUUUAAUUGUUGCUCUCAUUUGAACGAGUCAUUUGAGAGCGAGAAUAAACGGAGUUAACGUUGGAACUCUUUUCCAGGGCCGAAGUGUUGCAGAGUUUCGGUGUCGAGUUACCAAACGUGUCGACUCCGUGAUGACAUUGUGGAUUCGUUAUAAUUUGCCGUAGCCUCCGGCUGUCUUUUUUAAAGCGAGGGUUGGUGAUGUUGAGAAAGUAGCAAGCGUAACAGCCCAAAGUGCCAACUCUUGUCCAACGAAGGGCCUGAAUCCAGCUAGAAGUCGGCUGUCAGACCUCCCCCAAGAAGAUCACAAUGACUGGGCUACAAACAUGGCCGACUGGUGGCGGCCUUGAGCACGUCGAAUCUUUCACACGCGCAGCAGACUUUUUCUUUCUCUUUUUUUUUUUGAUUUAUGGAUCGCUGUCGGGAUGCAAUAAUAAUUUCAACAAAUAUAACAAAUGUGUUCUCAGAAGACGACCUUCGCUUUGGUGAUAGUUGGAUGUCGGCUUCAGUUUCUAAAUAACGACUUGGUUUGUUUUUGCAUGGAUUUACUUCAGAUGUUAUGUUGUCUGUGACAUUCCUGACUAUGUUAAGCGUUAAAAAUAUUGAAUGUUCUGUUGGGCAACUGGAGAGCGUUAGUUUCCCCCUCCACUUAUCCUGAGGGAACCUCAACGUGAUGAGGAUCACACAAAUGCAUUAUUAACUUUGACUGUAAAUGUAGAUUUAUGCUUCUUGAUCAAUGGGUCUCAUGCAAGUGAUUUAUGGGAAUCUGUGGCAUUCACCAAGUUACUCGUACUUGGAAUUCUUUCUUGGGUACAGACAACAAUCACAUGAGUGGUCCAGACCUGUAGCGCGAGUCAUGAACGUAUUUUUUUUGUUUUUUUUUCAAAAUUGUUAUGCCUUAAUCUGAAUGAAUUUGCAGUUUAAAUAUGAUACUGAAAUUAGAUGAAAUAAAAAUAUUUAAGACAAAAGUCA
Molecule: messenger RNA, 3583 nt
Organism: Cyclopterus lumpus (lumpfish)
Lineage: Eukaryota; Metazoa; Chordata; Actinopteri; Perciformes; Cyclopteridae
Gene: sacm1lb
Product: SAC1 like phosphatidylinositide phosphatase b
Exons: 20
Coding region: 92-1852 (586 amino acids)
Biological process (GO): phosphatidylinositol dephosphorylation
Cellular component (GO): endoplasmic reticulum
Molecular function (GO): phosphatidylinositol-4-phosphate phosphatase activity
Source: RefSeq, a predicted model, not a curated record